Molecule: messenger RNA, 1866 nt
Organism: Aspergillus chevalieri
Lineage: Eukaryota; Fungi; Ascomycota; Eurotiomycetes; Eurotiales; Aspergillaceae
Product: Zn(II)2Cys6 transcription factor
Exons: 2
Coding region: 1-1866 (621 amino acids)
Biological process (GO): regulation of DNA-templated transcription
Molecular function (GO): DNA-binding transcription factor activity, RNA polymerase II-specific; zinc ion binding
Source: RefSeq, a predicted model, not a curated record
AUGGUUGCAAGAGGUUGCUAUACUUGUCGCCGUCGGCGCAUCAUUUGCGACAAUGCCCAGCCCACCUGUCAAAAGUGUCGAGAUGCCGGAAAGGAAUGCUUGGGAUAUCAGAAGCCUCUCGUUUGGGUUAAGGGAGGUGUGGCUAGUCGUGGAAAGAUGAUGGGCCGCAGUUUUGAAGAGGUUACAAAGAAGAGUCCCCGUCGCGUUGGGGAAUCCCAUGAAUUAUCAGUACCAGCACCAACCGAGAACACGAAUCCUCCGUCUACAGUCGAAGUCCUCAACCAGUCUGUCCCCAAUACAUCAAAUCAAAUCGCCGUCCCUAAUGGUUCAGAUAUAUUGCCUUUAGGUUCUUCUGGGGCUGCUCAGCAGCGGGGAAAGAAUAAUUGUCAGGUUUCCGCAUCCCGGAACACCUCUACUACAGAUGGUACCCAUAUUUUGCCGGGCUUGGUCGACCCUAUUCUCAAAGAUAUCAAUGGGUUGGCGAGAUUCUACAUAUAUCAUUUCAACAAGAAAACAGCAGGCGAUCUUGUUCUCUAUUCAAACACUCAGAAUCCAUACCGUGAUCUUAUCUCCCUAGUCGGAGAAUCUCCCCUUCUUGCCAACGCUCUUUCUGCUACGGGGGCCUUGCAUUAUGCGCUUCUGGCAGAUGGUGAUUUCUCGCCAAUGCCGUGGUCCACGGGCGAGCCGACUGCCAAUGGGACACUCUUGACUCCCAAGGAAGUGGAAAGGGAGGUGACAAGUUCCAUGUCCCGUCGUCCGUCCUCAAAAGUAUACGAGCAUUUCUUGGGACUCAAACAGCGUGCCCUCCGUCAGCUGUCCCAAGACAUCUGCGAUCCGGUCAAACGGAACGACGAUAAGACAGCGGCAGCCAUAAUGGUCCUCGCACUCAUGGAUGCCAUUGAAUCCGGUGACGAAGCAUGGAAAUACCACUUGGAAGGAGCAAAGAACUUGCUAAACAGUCGUCAGCAUGGGUUCGACGCCAGCCGUUCCCAAGAGAUCCUCGGCUGGCUGGACACAUUGACUGUCGACGGGUGCCUCAUCAUCGAACUCAUGGGCUCAACACUCGCCCGACCGGGCGUCCUUUCCAAACCUUUCUACUCCCCCUCCAUGGGCCCAACAGCCCUCCGCCGCCUCGAAAAGACCUCCUGGGUCGGCUGCCCCGCCUACCUCCUCGAAGUCAUCUUCUUCGUCCACGCCCGCUUCUGCCACGCGGACACCACCACCCACGAACAGCAAGACCAAGAACAGCAACCAACAAUGCUCUUCUCCUCCUCCUUCCUCCCCUCGAACUCGAAACCCCUGCAAUCCCCCCAAGCCCUCCUAAAGCACAUCCAAGCUUUCGACCCCAUCGCCUGGGCUAUCGACCUGCAAUCCUACCUCUACCUCCCAGACCUAACAAUGCGCAUCGCCCUCGCAACAACCUACAAAGCAGCCGUUUACCUCUACACAAGCCGCGUCCUCUCCCGCCCGCGCACUGGCUCCUCCUUCCCCCCCACAAACACAGACGAAUGGUUCGGCCUCCCGCACGACCACACAGCCGUCGCACACAUCCUCAUCGACCAACUCGCCGUGAUCCCGCCGCAGGACCCGCACUUCAAGUGCCUUAUCUGGCCUACGUUCAUCGCGGGUGCGGAGUGUCGGGAUCCAAGCCAUAGGCCGUUUAUUCUAGAUAGGUUGUCGGCGCUGUAUUAUGCGAUUGCGACUGUGAAUGUGCGGAAUGCGGCGUGGGUAUUGAGUCUUAUGUGGCGGAAACAGGAUCUCAGGAGGGAACAGGCGAGUGCUUCUGAUGGCGAUGAUUACGAUAAUGAUGAUUUCGAUUGGAUUCAAGAACUUGAUGAGUCACGGAUUGAUUGGUUGUUUAUUUAA